Molecule: messenger RNA, 5175 nt
Organism: Humulus lupulus (European hop)
Lineage: Eukaryota; Viridiplantae; Streptophyta; Magnoliopsida; Rosales; Cannabaceae
Product: protein ESSENTIAL FOR POTEXVIRUS ACCUMULATION 1-like
Exons: 10
Coding region: 245-4957 (1570 amino acids)
Molecular function (GO): protein binding
Source: RefSeq, a predicted model, not a curated record
UCCAAACAAACAAACCCAAACCCAAACCCAAACCCAAACCCAAACAAACCCUCCUCGCUCUCUCUCCUUCUCCUCACCCCUUUCUUCUCUCUCUUACUCUGCAACUCUUGUACAAACGAAGACUGUUAUUUCAAACCCUAGCUCUCUCUUCUGCAACUUCAACUCCGCUCUUUCUCAUACUCUCCUUCCAUUCCUUUCUCACUAUCGAUCCUCCCCCCCCUCUCUCUACUUGUUCAUUUAUUCGAUGGCUGACGGAAAGUUCGAUCUACCGGACGUUAUCCUUCCCUCUAAUUCCAAACCCUCGGAUCAGUCCUGGACUUCCAAAGUUGAAACUUCUGGAGAAAAUGGUGAGGAAAAGGUGCUUGGUGGGUUACUUGAUGAGUCAAAAGAUUUACUGGUUUCAGAUAGUAGCAUACCUUUGUCUCCCCAGUGGCUUUAUGCCAAACCAACUGAAUCAAAGAUGGAAUUACGUCCUUCAAGUUCACUAGGAAACUCCACAGAAAGCAACCAGAAGGAUGGUUGGCGUUUGGAAGGGUUGGAGGACAAAAAGGACCGAAGGCGGGUUAACACUGAUGGUGAAAGUAGUCGCCGCUGGCGUGAAGAGGAAAGAGAAACUAGCUUACUUGGUGGUAGAAGAGAUCGCAGGAAAGUGGAGCGUCGAGACAACACUUCAAUGAGAGAAACGGCUGACAAUAGGGUAUUGCCUAAUUCUGAGCGAUGGAAUGAUGGUCGUAACUCUACACAUGAAACCAGACGCGACAGCAAAUGGUCAUCUAGGUGGGGUCCUGAAGACAAAGAUAAGGAACCUCGAAAUGAGAAGAGAACGGAUGUGGAGAAGGAAGAUACUCACAGUGAAAGCCAGACUACUGUAGGUAGCAACCGUUCCACUGCUGAGCGUGACUCAGAUUCUCGUGAUAAAUGGAGGCCACGCCAUAGAAUGGAAGUUCACCCCAGUGGUUCAGCUACAUACCGCGCUGCACCUGGAUUUGGACUUGAAAGAGGAAAGGUAGAGGGUUCAAAUUUAGGAUUUGCCCGGGGUCGAGGAAGGCCAAAUGUUAAUGGCAGAUCAUCUUGUAUAGGCCCCACUAAUGCUACUUGUUCUGACAGAACUGAAAGUGUUCCUGGAAAGCCAAGGUACUCAGCUGGUAGGUUUUGCUAUCCAAGGGGAAAACUUCUUGACCUUUAUCGUCAGAAUCAGCAUGAUCCAUCUUUCGUUACAAUGCCAAAUGAGAUGGAGGACUCACCUCCUAUAACGGAAGUAGGCUUAGUUGAACCAUUGGCUUUUGUUGCCCCUGAUGCUGCAGAGGAGGCCACCCUUAGCAAUAUAUGGAAGGGAAAGAUGACGAGUAGUGGUGUGGUGUAUAAUUCAUAUAAAAAUGGUAGAUCAACUGAAAAUAUGACAGGUGUUGGAGACCUUGAAUCAGUAGAUGGAGCUGUGGACAUUUUGCCCUCAACCCUUGUUGAGGAGACUAAUGAUGCCAUUCAAGAGGUUGCAAAUGGUGAUAGUACUUUGACAGACGGUGGGUGGAAUUUUGUAUUACUCUGGAUAUACAUUUUCCUUACAACCCCCUCAUUUCUCUCUCUAAUUAUCUUUGGUUGGUAUUUUAUUUCAGAACGUAUUGGUAUCGGAAGUGAUGUCGAUAUUGGUGGUGCAUACCAUAACAUGUUUCAGCAUAAUGUCAAUACAAAUAGUCAGAAGUUAGAUUCUUCUUUCACCAGUCAUUCUUGUGUUGACAACAUUGGUUCUGUUGAUUCUGACGUUAGUUCCAUGCUGCCUAACAAUCAAGGUUCUCACUGUAUUUUGCCUUUUACCGAGGACAAUAAGAAUGGGGACACCACCAUUGUGGCAAAUGGGUUGGACAAGGACGUCUCACCUGAAGAUUUAUGCCUGUGUUACCUCGAUCCACAAGGAAUGACCCAGGGACCAUAUCUGGGGGUUGAUAUCAUCUCAUGGUUUGAGCAAGGUUUUUUUGGAACAGACUUGCCAGUCCGCCUGGCAGAUGCUCCUGAAGGAACGCCUUUUCAAGAUUUGGGUGAGGUCAUGCCACAUUUGAAAGCAUGGGAUGGACAAGGGUAUAAUAUUAAUCAAAACCUGGAGCCUGAAGACUCUGGAGCUUUUGGAGUAACUUUGGGGACUAAAUUACCUUCUGCUCCUGCUUCUGGAAUCGCCGAUUCAUCUAUUGGAAACGAACCCAGCUCAUCGUUGGCUGAGUUCAACAGCCUCCCAGAUGAGCUUGUUCAGUUAAGAAUAUCUGAGGCUGAAAAUCCACAACUACCACAUUUACAGGGUCAAAGCUUUCACGGUUUUGAUGGACGAGACGAAGAAAUUUUGUUUCCAGGAAGACCAAUGAACACUGGCUAUCCUACUGCAAAAUCUUCUGUUAACCCUCACGAUUCUUUGGCAAGUUCGGGUAGCCACAUUCCUCCUGUGCCUGAAUUUACAGAACCUGGCUUGCGAAAUCAAACUGAAACUAAGUUGCAUCCUUUUGGCUUGCUGUGGUCUGAGCUCGAAGGUGCUCAAACUAACUAUGCACAGUCAUCUGGCAUGUCUUCUAGCAUGGGCAGGACUGCUUCUUUUGGUGGUGUGACUGAUCCAGCUCUUGCUGCUGACUCUUGGUCUGAUGUUUAUGGGAAAAAACAACUUUCUGAUCCCAACCCGUAUCAAGAUAUGAUGACUGCUCACAAUUUGUCACGCAUGGAACACGAACCCAGCCAUCUUGAUUUAGCUGACCAGCUGAUGUCACAACAGUUGCAGCAACAGAAACUCCAACAGAGAAAUGUAUUAUCUAAUUUUGCACAGUUAAAUGACUCUGUUUUAGAGCAUUUGCCAAAUCAAAGUCUUAUUCAUCCCCAGCAAUUGGCGAACCUUUCUGCACCAGAACUCGAUCAUAUUAUGAAGACGUUUCAGCUGCAACAGCAUCAGCAUCAGCAUCGACAGCUUCAGCUUCAGCAGCAGCAGCAGCAGCAGCAUCAAAUGCAGCAACAACAAUUUCAUCACAAGCAAAAGCUUUUGCAGGAACAACAGCAAUCUCAUGCACGCCAAUUGAUUCUUGAACAGUUGUUGCAUAGUCAAAUGCAUGAAGCUGGUUUUGGACAGCCACAUCUUGAUCCUGUGAGAGCCAAUAAUGUUCUGGAUCAAGUAUUUUUAGAGCAGCACCUUUUAAAUCAACUGCAACAGCAGUCUCAUCACACUCCUAGGCAUGUAGAUCCAUCUUUAGAGCAACUCCUUCAAGCAAAGUUUGGUCAGACCUCACAACAAGAACAUCAAAGAUAUUUAUAUGAUGCACUAUCCCGUGCACAGCAUGAACAACGACAAUCUUUAGAGCAACAGAUGCUUCAGCAGGAGCUGCUGCAAGCAAGGCAGAUGUCGAUGGGGUUGAGGCAGCGAACAAGUAUGGAAGAAGAGAUGCAUGUCAAUUCAGUUUGGCCAUCUGAUGAAUCUAAUCAGUUCUUCAGGGCCCAUGCUGGUAGUCACCGAGCUCACUCUUCUGGAUUUAGUCCUUUAGAUGCUUAUCAGCGGCAACAAAGGUCAACUCAUGAAGAGCAGGUGAGCCAUCUUGAGAGGAAUCUUUCUGUUCAGGAACGACUUCAGCAAGGGAUUUUUGAGCCUGGCUCGCUGUCAUUUGAGCGGUCAAUGUCUUAUCCUCAGGGAGCUUCAGGGAUGAAUUUGGAUGUUGUAAAUGCCAUGGCUCAUGCUCAUGGUUUGGAUAUGCAUGAGUCAAGUGCACGAAUGAAAUCUUCCAAUCAAGUGGGACCAUUUCCUUCUGGAGUUCAUGGUGUUGGUCCUCAGCACCCGUUAGUUGCUAAUCAAUUUCAGGUUCCACAUAUGGAUGGAAUUGAGAACCGUUGGUCUGAGAAAAAUGAGCAGCUUGAAAAUGACUUUGUUGAUUCUCGGUUUCAACAGUUGUAUAUCACUGAGCGACAGAAAAUGGAGUCUGAAGCAAAAAUGACUUCUGACGAUUCUACUUUAUGGAUGUCAAAUGAUGAGAAGUCAAAGAGAUUAUUGAUGGAGUUGCUCAAUCAGAAAUCAGGCAAUUAUAUUUCUGAAUCAUCGGAUGUGGGUAAUGAAACCUCUUUUGAGAAAAAGGUAUUAGGCAAUCAGUAUGCUAGGUCAAACUCAUCAGAACUAUCUCUCACUUCGCCUCCAGAUGGAGAAGCUAAAUUAAAUAAUUCAUUUGGGGUGGGCAUUUAUGGUUCAAGUCGAUGUGAACCAGCACAAGAAGAGAGCACUGAUUCUGGAGUAUCCUCUCUGCACAAACAGCAGCUUGAGUUGCGAGGGUUGAAAAGUGAGGGUAUGAUGAAAGGUCGGGAAUUCGAGACCCCACAAAGCAUGGUGGAGCAAGCAGGCUUUGAAGCUCUAGAUCACGAGAGAUCAAUGGAUGUCUUGAGCAGGCAUUCCUCCCUUGGGGUUACAGGUGGAAGUGGCGGCAUUUAUGAUAACAAGUUUGGACCUUAUAAUUCAUUUUUGGACGAUGUUGCAAAAGAUAAGGCAUUCUCGAUCAAAGGGCAAGAAAGUAUUCUGCUGAGACGUCCUCCUUCGUCACGUACGCCCUCGUCACAGGAUGGUUUGUCUGAGCUAGCACCUGAUCCAGUUUCUAGGGGAAAAAUUUCUUUGAGUGGCUUGCCUGAUGGGGUUUGUCAAGAUACAACGAGUAAUUCAAUAAACCAAGUUUCAGACUUACCAGCCUCUUCCAAGAGGGACAUGCGCUUCCGCCGAUCUUCAUCUGGCAGUGAUGCAGAUGUCUCAGAAGCAUCCUUCAUGGACAUGCUAAAGAGUACUGCAAAGAAGGCAGCUCCGCCAGAUGUCCAUUCUACAUCUGAAUCAUCAGAUGGAACGCAAGGGCGAAGUGGGAAAAGGAAGGGAAAGAAAGGGAGGCAAAUCGACCCUGCUCUCCUCGGCUUCAAAGUCACCAGCAACCGUAUAAUGAUGGGUGAAAUACAACGAGCAGAUGAUUAGAAGUUUGAUAACAACCACCAUUUUUGUGUUUUUUCUUUGUAUUAUUAUCUUUUACAUUAUAGGUUUAUAGGUUUUCAGUGUAAAGUAUUUUCUCAUGGAAAUUCUUUAUUUUUUUUUCUUUCCCCCUCCGCCAUCUUAGUGAUAUGGUGGAAAUUGGAGGGGUUGUACGGCGAAAUUGCCUGUCCAUAAUGAUAGUCGAUAGAGUUAGUUGUACACAA